CCCGUUAUUUUGCGGCAUUUUGGAAUGAAAUUUGCAGUGAGAAAAGUUCUUAUGAAAACUUUUUACAUCCAAAUUGCGUCAAUUUGCAUUCAGUUGUGCCGAAAAAGUAGCAACUUGGCUCGUGAACACUUUUCUAUCCUGUUUGCGGCAUAGGUGUAGGAAGAAAAGUCGUGUUUUGAGGAUUAAACCAGAAAGAAAAAGCUCUCUCUCGACACUGGAGUUUAUUGGCGAAUGAGCAAAAAUGGCCGAUGGCGUGGAUAUUGAUUUAUAUGCUGAUGAUCUCGAACAGGAUUUUAACCAAAAUAAUGAUGAGUUUGGUGGCGACGGGGGUGAUUUGUAUGACGAUGUUAUUACCCCUUCCGGAGAUCAUAAUAGGAACAAUUCCGGCGGUGGCUCCUCGAUGGAUAGAAUGGAUGGACUGGACAGCAACGGCGGCUAUCAUCACCAUGGAUCAGGAUCAAUGAAUCAUAUUGCUCGACGACAUCAGCUCUAUGUUGGAAAUCUGUCUUGGUGGACCACGGAUCAGGAUAUUGCGGAUGUAGUCGCCGAUGUAGGAGUGAAUGACUUCCAGGAGGUGAAAUUUUUUGAAAAUCGUGCCAACGGUCAGUCUAAAGGGUUUUGUGUGGUAUCGUUGGGUUCGGAGAAUAGUAUGCGUUACGUGAUGGAACGUCUACCGAAAAAGGAAUUGCAUGGACAAAAUCCGGUCGUCACCCUUCCGACGAAGCAAGCAUUGAACCAGUUUGAAAGUCAACAAAAAACUAGACCAACUCCACCAGCGCAGGGGCAAUCUAACGGUCCAAGACCACCGGGUCCCAAUAUGGGUAUGGGGAUGGGCAUGGGUGGUCCUGGUGGUCCUCAUGGAGGUCCUGGUGGACCAGGGGGUCCGGGAGGACCCGGUCCAGGCGGCCCACCGCGUAUGGGCAUGGGAAUGGGUCCCAAUAUGCCACCCGGAAUGAGACCGCCGCAUAACCACCCAAUGCAAGGCCCGAUGCACAUGCAAGGUCCUCCAGGACCAGGAGGUCCGCCAAGACCGCAGGGACCUCCAAUGCAUCAAGGAAAUGGACCGCCACAGCAAGGGCAUCCGCGAUUCCAAAACCAAGGUCAAUGGAAUGGACCUCCGCGGAUGAAUGGCCCGAGACCGGGCGGUCCCGGUCCGAUGCAGCACAGACCGCAAAUGGUAAAUAAACCGCCUUACCCAUCACAGAGAUCACAGAGGUUCAUGGAUUAUCCGGGACCGCCAUCCCGUGGACCCAGGCCAGAUUGGAAUGGACCACCGAUGCAUGGUGGACCUGGAUUUCCACAAGGUCCGCCUGGACCUCGACAAGGCCCGCCCCAUAUGCAAGGACCCGGACGUGGUCCACCGAUGGGAGGUCCUGGGCCACAUGGUCCAGCACCCCAUGUAAACCCAGCAUUCUUUAAUCAAGGAGGUGGUCCCCCGUCUCAUCCCAAUGGAGGACCAGUUCCACAUGGUCCUCCUGCUGGACAAGGCCCUCCCCCUCAAUUUAACCCACAGGGUGGUGCUACACCCCGUGGACCAUGGCCUCCAGGCCCAAGUGGCAAGCCUCCUGUAAGCCAGUUUCCCGAGCAUGGUGCAACACCACAGUUGAGUGAGGCUGAAUUUGAGGAGAUUAUGACAAGAAAUCGCACUGUUAGCAGUUCAGCCAUUGCUAGAGCUGUAUCGGAUGCAGCGGCCGGAGAAUACUCGAGUGCUAUAGAAACACUGGCCACAGCGAUAUCUCUUAUCAAGCAGUCUAAGGUGGCUCACGACGAACGUUGCAAGAUUUUGAUCAGUUCCUUGCAAGAUACACUACACGGUAUCGAAACAAAGAGCUACAGCAGAAGAGAACGAUCUAGAUCCCGAGAUCGUUCUUCACAUCCCCGGUCUAGGUCGCGUCGGGAACGAUCUAGUUCGCGUGGCUAUCGCGAGCGCUCUAGGGAAAGAGAUCGUAGUGAACGAGACCGCGAUAGGGAUCGCGAGAGAGAUGGCUCGAGGCGUUCUCGCCCACGCAACAAAACACCGGAGACAACUACUGACAAUUCAACCGAUAACACAAAGCGUUACUAUAAUGACGACCGCUAUAGAUCAUCGGAUCGUGAUCGUGAGCGUGAUCGAGAUCGGGAACGUCGAGAAGAACAUCGAUCACGUCAUUAAAGCUCAUAAAAACUAUCAAACGUACACGCAGAUUUACCACAUCUCAUUGUGGAUUCUACUUUUCAUCUAGCAAACGUUGAUGCAGUAAACAGCAUGUGCCGUGCUUAUUUCAUACCUUCGACUUGGAAAUGUUUCUUUGGAAUACUCCAGAAAUGACUGAACUUUAAUCACUUCAUUUCUUCCUUUUUCGAAAGCAUUUUUUAAAUCCUACCGGAUGCGAAAACUUACCAUCUUAAACUUUUUACUACAUAGGAAUAAUGUUGAACCAAUUUUCACCAAACUCGAAGGACUAACAAUAAGCAUCAAUUCGUGGAAGUACCCGAUUUGCUGGGUAUUGAGCUCCACAGUAAUUGAUCAUAUGUAACUAAUAUUUUUGGAUUUUGUCCAUCCAUACCUAAAAACAAAAAAAUACGAAUUCACUACACUAUAAUAGAACAGUGCAAAUCCAUUAGUUAAGACGUUUACUGCAUCAAGAAACUUCCAUCCGUUUUAUCAUCUAUAAUAACCAUUCUGCGGAAGCAAAACUAGCGGCGAUUUGAUUGCGUAUACUUGCGAUGUUGGUGGUCAACAGCAGCAGUUUCCUGUUUUUCAUCCAACUAGGAUACAGCGAGUGUGUCAACUAUCAUCGCAUCCAGCUACACAUAUUAUCGAGGCGGAGUUUUGCAGAAGGAAGAAAUAGAAGAUUGUAUUCAAUAAUUGAUUGAUUAAACUAAUAACAAUGAUAUUCCAAAAAAGAAAGAAAAACCAAAA
Topomyia yanbarensis is the source of this 2902-nucleotide messenger RNA. It is a transcript of the gene Cpsf6, whose product is annotated as cleavage and polyadenylation specificity factor subunit 6. Bases 242 to 2152 code for a protein of 636 amino acids. Gene Ontology annotation, molecular function: mRNA binding. The record is from RefSeq and is a predicted model, not a curated record. The transcript is spliced from 6 exons. Gene Ontology annotation, cellular component: mRNA cleavage and polyadenylation specificity factor complex. NCBI's taxonomy places the organism in Eukaryota, Metazoa, Arthropoda, Insecta, Diptera, Culicidae. Gene Ontology annotation, biological process: mRNA alternative polyadenylation.